This is a messenger RNA of Manis javanica (Malayan pangolin), 9521 nucleotides long. NCBI's taxonomy places the organism in Eukaryota, Metazoa, Chordata, Mammalia, Pholidota, Manidae. The record is from RefSeq and is a predicted model, not a curated record.
GGAGGAGGAGGCAGGAGAGUGAGGGAAAGGCUGGAAGGCGAGGUGACUAUCUUGGCUGUUGAUGAGGUGUGGGGGCCACAGUCCUGUAUUUGCAGUCAGUAGGUGCUAUUCCACCAUCUUCGAGUAUCCACUGUUGCAAAUGAGAAAUCCAGAGCCAUUCUUUCUCUAAGUUAUUUGUUAUUUCUUCCUGAAAGCAUAUAUUACUCUUCUUAUCUUUUAAUGUACAAAGAAUUUUACCAGAAUCUGACUAGGUGUGUAUCCUUCAGUCUUUCAAAUUCCAGAAUUCCCAGCUGUUUACAUAUUGGUUCUCCCAGAUCUGUCCUCCGAGUCUCACAGGUUCCAUAUCUUUGUAUUCCUGCUCAGAGUUUAAGUUGGCUCUAGUUGAUCUUCCAGGUCCCCGAUUGGAUCUCAACAAUCAACAUUUUGUUUUCAUCGUUUGAGCUUUUUUGGGCCAUGGAGCAGCAUGGACCAGACUCUCUCGGGAGGUAGAGCCUGAUUGUUGCCCUGGAUCUCUCUUCUGACUCCUCGGCCUAGGAAUAGUUCCUUGGAUUGGGGACUGGGAGCGGCAGCAGAGAUAUUUUCUUCUCCUCAUCUGUUCAGAAGCCUCCAACAAGUUGAGCCCAAAAGAGAGACGGACAGACCACCAAACUAGCCUGCAGGAUGUUUCCUCAGUGAAAGGAAGGCUAUUACACAAUGGCAGUUUUUGAUACUCCUGAGGCAGCCUUUGGCGUCUUACGUCCCGUCUGUGUUCAGCUCACAAAGAUCCAGACAGUGCAGAAUGUGGAGCAUCUGCAGGCACAAUUACAAGCCGUGAGUGACUCUGCCCUUCAGGAACUUCAGCAGUACAUCCUCUUCCCAUUGCGAUUUACCCUGAAGACCCCAGGUCCCAAGAGAGAGCGCUUGAUCCAGAGCGUGGUGGAAUGCCUCACAUUUGUCCUCUCUUCAACAUGUGUGAAGGAACAAGAACUUCUCCAGGAACUCUUUUCAGAACUCUCUGGUUGUCUGUAUUCACCCAACUCCCAAAAACCUGCUGCUGUGUCAGAGGAGUUGAAAUUGGCUGUGAUCCGGGGCCUCAGCACUUUAAUGCACUCAGCUUAUGGGGACAUCAUUCUGACUUUUUAUGAGCCCUCCAUUCUGCCUCGUUUAGGAUUUGCUGUAUCUUUACUGUUAGACCUGGCAGAAAAGGAAAAAUCAAAGCAAAUUAAAAUUGCUGCCUUAAAAUGUUUACAGGUUUUACUCUUGCAAUGUGAUUGUCAAGACCAUCCAAGGUCCUUGGAUGAGCUUGAGCUUGAGCAGAAGCAGCUGGGGGAUUUGUUUGCAUCUUUUUUACCUGGAAUCUCAACUGCACUGACUAGGGUUAUCACAGGAGACUUUAAACAGGGGCACAGCAUUGUCGUAUCUUCCCUAAAGAUCUUCUACAAGACAGUGAGCUUUGUUAUGGCUGAUGAACAACUCAGAAGAAUCUCAAAGGUCCAAGCAAAGCCUGCAGUGGAGCACAGAAUAGCAGACCUGAUAGUUCACAGGGAAGCCAGUUGGGUAAAAAGUACCAGUGACAAGUUGACUCUCCUUAUUAAAAAGAUAAUUGAGUGUAUUUCAGUUCACCCACACUGGAAGGUGAGGCUGGAACUCAUAGACUUUGUCAAGGCUCUUCUUCUGAAAUGCAGUCAGUCACUGAUCGAAUCAGCUGGUCCCCUUCUGAAGGCUUUGGUGGGUCUAGUGAAUGAUGAGAGUUCUGAAGUUCAGACCCAGUGCAAUAAAGUUCUGAGACAUUUUGCAGAUCAAAAAGUAGUGGUGGGCAACAGCGCCUUUGCUGACAUCUUAUCAGAAAACCUACAUUCCCUUGCCACUUCUCUUCCACGCCUAAUGAACUCCCAAGAUGAUCAGGGCAAAUUCUCUACUCUCUCCUUAUUACUUGGUUAUCUGAAACUCUUGGGCCCAAAAGUGAACUUUGUCCUCAACUCUGUGGCCCACCUCCAGCGCCUUUCCAAAGCGCUUAUCCAAGUUCUAGAAUUAGAUGUGGGUGACAUCAAAAUUGUUGAAGAGCGGUGUUGGAACUCUGAUCAUCUGAGUACUUCUCCAGAGACCUCAGCCGUGCAGCCAUGGAGUCGAAUCCAGAGGAGGUAUUUCCGCUUCUUCACUGAUGAGAGGGUGUUCCUGCUCUUGCGGCAGGUGUGUCAGCUUCUUGGUUUUUACGGGAACCUCUGUUUGCUUGUGGAUCACUUUGUGGAACUUUACCAUGAGUCUGCAGUGUACCGGAAGCAAGCUGCCAUGGUCCUGAAUGAACUGGUGUUAGGGGCUGCUGGGCUGGAGGUGAAGAAUCUUCAUGAAAAACAUACUAAAGCAAGCCCAGAUGAACUGAGAGAGAUUGUGACAUCUGUACUGGAAGAGUACACGAGCCAAGAAAACUGGUAUUUGGUCACUUGUUUCGAAGCCGAAGAAACGGGAGAGGAAGUAACCCUGAAGCAGCUGGACCUCCAGACCAUCACAUCUGUUGCCCACAUCUGCCCUGUCACAUCUUCCCCUGCCUUCUCAAAGCCAAGUCUCACUGUUUGCUCCAUGAACAGCAACAUCUGGCAGAUAUGUAUCCAGUUGGAAGGGAUCGGCCACUGUGCACGUGCACUAGGGAAAGACUUCCGUUUGCUCUUGAUGUCAGCCCUCUAUCCCGUGCUAGAGAAGGCUGGAGACCAAACCCUGCUCAUUAGUCAGGCAGCGACCAGCGCCAUGAUGGACAUUUGCCAUGCUUGUGGCUAUGACUCCCUGCAACAGCUGAUCAAUCAAAACUCAGACUAUCUGGUGAACGGGAUCUCUUUAAAUCUUCGUCAUCUGUCUCUGCACCCUCAUACCCCAAAGGUCUUGGAAGUCAUGCUGCGGAACUCGGAUGCUAGUCUGCUUCCAUUAGUGGCAGAUGUGGUUCAGGAUGUCUUGGCCACCCUGGACCAAUUUUAUGACAAGAGAGCUACUUCCUUUGUCAGUGUUCUGCACACCCUGUUGGCAGCAUUAGUCCAGUGGUUCCCAGACACAGGUAAUCCUGGGCAACUCCAAGAGCGAAGUGUAGAGGAGGAGGGAAGUCAUUUGAGUGAAAGACCAGCAAGUUUUGAGCAUACUGCCACAGCGGAAGACAUUGAACAGUUUUUGCUGAACUACCUAAAGGAAAAGGAUGUGGCAUGUGGAAAUGUCUCAGAUAAUGAAGAAGAGGAGCUGUCAGACCCUCCUAAAAUGGACGAGAAUGACACCAGUCCCAGUGUGGAGCCCCCGCUGCCAGUGCAGAUCCAGAUAGCCACGGACGUGAUGGAGCGCUGCAUCCACUUGUUGUCAGAUAACAAUCUGAGAAUCCGCUUGAAGGUCCUGGACGUGCUGGACUUGUGUGUGGUGGUUCUGCAGUCCCACAGGGACCAGCUCCUUCCUUUGGCUCAUCGGGCUUGGCCCUCGCUCGUGCACCGACUCACAAAUGAUGACCCCCUGGCAGUGCUCAGAGCCUUCAAGGUUUUGCGUACCCUUGGAGGCAAGUGUGGUGAUUUUCUAAGGAACCGGUUCUGCAAAGAUGUCCUGCCAAAGCUGACUGGAUCCUUAGCCACGCAGGCCCCCGUCAGUGCCAGGGCUGGACCAGUUUAUUCCCACACGCUGGCCUUCAAGUUGCAGCUGGCCGUUUUGCAGGGACUGGGCCCCCUCUGUGAGAGACUGGACCUGGGUGAGGGUGACCUGAAUAAAGUGGCUGAUGCCUGCUUGAUUUACCUCAGCGCCAAACAGCCCGUGAAAUUACAAGAGGCUGCCAGAAGGCUCAUUGUUCUAAAAAUACACUCUGAUCUGAAGCUGCUCACUGUGCAUGUACAGCCAUGAUUUCCUGGUGUCAAAGAUAAGCGACAUCUGCCAUGCAGAUUAUAAACAAAGUGGGUUGCUGCGUUUCAGAUCUGAAGGCAGGGACCUCUGUGCUACUUAAUUCAGAUGCUGCCAGUCCUUUCCCAGCUUCCUUGAUAUUGUCAUGUAAUUGAUAAUCUGCCAGGGUCAACCAUUUUGCCACCCAGUGGAAAAGGCGAGUGUGGGAUGUGCCUGCACGUGUACGUACUGUGCUGGGUCAGGAAGCAGGCUGCUCUUAAUGCUCCUGGAAGCUGGACCACCUGCACAAAGUGAAUUUCCCAUAUCAAAAGCCUUGGCAGACCACAGGGUAGCCAUUUCGUCACUUUGAAGGGUCUGUGGUCUGUCCCGAACACCUACAGCAGUGAGUAUAUAUGAUGGUAUCAGUACCGAGUAAAGUAGCCAGGGAAAUGGCCUCGAUUGUCUUUUUUAUGUAUAAUUAUUUAAAAGAUUUUUUUAGGGUCUCAGUAUGAGCCAGGUACUCUGUUGUAAGUUGAAAGAUUUCGAAGAUGAAUACCAAGUAAGAAUCGGCCUCACGGUGCUGCUCAGUAGUGGUGUGACCCUAGGCAAAUUAAUUUACUUUUCAAAGCCUCAGUUUCUUCAUCUACAGGAUUAGAAUAAACAUAUUUGUUAUUCUCCACUUAAUAAAAUUAUUACAAGGAUUCAGUAAAGUCAUGUAUAUUAUUUUAAGCACAAAAUAGCAGCACAGAGUGAAAAGUCAGUAAGAAGUAGUUAUCAUUUAAACAUUCUCCUUAUUCCAAAAAAGACCUAGGGCAUCAUAUAAAUUAAAUGUGUGCAGCAAAAAGGUAGGAAGUGAAGAAAUAUUUUUAAAGGGGAAAAUAGAGGAAAAACCAGGUGAAGCCAGGGUUGACAUUCACAUGUAAAAUACAGACUAAGAGCUCUGUCCCCUUGCUAGACAUGAGCUGUUAAACGUGGCUCUGGGCUUCCUAACAGGCGAGCAAGGAGGAAACUGCAUCUGUUGUACAAUUUUCAGUCAUUAGUGGAAUAAGAAAAAAAGCUCUUAAGAAAUAAGCCCAGCUUUCCUUGGUACCAAACCCUAAAAAAAUUUCUCCAUGGGUCAUCUGAGAAGAACACUGGGUUACUGCUAUGUGGCUAAGGUCCUUACAGUAAAUACAGAAGUGUAUUUCCUAGAACUGUUUCUUAGGGCAUCUGUCAGUGGAAGCUGCUGGCUUAGCACCAAAGCAUGGGUUACAGGAAAAACAGUUCCGGAGGAGGGGUUCAAAAUAGGUGGGCUGCUGUGAAGAUGAUGUUGUCUUCAAGGGUAGGAAUUUUCCAGGUUGGAGCAGGAAACACUGCCUGUGGCCUGAGAGUGCAGCCAUCCAGGCCGCUUUAUUGCCUGGCUCAGGGCCACUCUGAAAUCUGCGCCCAGCAGCACUGCUGUCAUCCUGGGAUCUAGGCCCGCAGGGGGGCCUGGAAGCAGGAGAGCUAGCCAGAUGGAAGGGGCUGCUUUUAAAUCCUGCCUCCAGUGGGAUUUAAACAUUUCUAGGUUCUGGCUUAUUUUUGAAUUGUCUGUAACAGAUUGGUUCUCUCAGUGCCAUAUCUUUUUAAAUAUGCACAAAGCAAUGGAGUCAUUCCACUGCAUUUAUGAUACUUUGUCUUGUGGUACUUUAGGGGUGCGAUUAGCAUUGUAAGCUACUACUGGUGUUUAUGCUUUUAAGUCCCAUCCCCACUGCAUUUUAUAUUUUUAAUACUGGUCUGUGUGUCUGUGUUGGAGUUAGAUCGAUAGAUGAAUGGUUUUGAACAGGUAAAUAUAGUUAAGUCUAACAAGUAUGUAUAGCUGCAAAGGUUAUUGGUAGUAUUUAUUUGGAGAGUAAAUCGUUGCUCCAAGUCAUAAUCCUCCAUUUCCAACAUUUAGAAACAAAAAACGACCUCCGUGCAGGGGAAGAUAGCUAAAUUGAAUAGCAAGGAAGGACAGACUUGAAAUACUGGUUAACCAAUGAACCGAGACCCAUUAGAGUAAAUUACCGAGAUAGAAACAUCGCCCCACUGCUUGCUGGCUAGGACGCGUCGGCACCCUGAGCAUCCAUUUGUUUAAAAGGAAACACAGAGCCUCAUUUGUAGCAUCAGCAUGUACAGAGUCGCGGGAGAAAAGAUGGCCAGAGAAAAGAGGAGCGUGGAGGCUGUUCUGCCAGAGAGGGAACGGCUGGAAAGCUAAAAUAACUUUGUGAAUGUGCCUGCUUUCCAAUAGGUGAGUUUAUUUUCCAAUUGCAUUUAGUCAUGCCCAUGUAGAGACAGCCUAUAUCAUGUUCCUAAGGAGACAUACCUGAAUAAGUGCUUUAGAAGUCCUAAAUAAAUAAAUAAAUAAAUAAACAAACAAACAGAUCACAAAGCCACAAGUUCUUUACCACUGGCAUUUAUGCAGUCCGCUCGUGAGAGCGUUUUAUAAAUCCAGAGACAAGGAGCAGCAGAUCCCUCAAGCAAGUAAUUGACAGAGAAAGAAUAGCCUGUCACCCAGGAGAGCUGGAAGCGCUGCAUUUCAGUUACAGUUUAUUUAGCUUUACUGGGCCUUGAUUGGCUGGGGGUUUUCUAGAGCUCCCUUGGAGCAGAUGUUGGCUAGACCAAAAUGGUGAGGACACGCUGUAAUAUUUGCAUCUACCGCAAAGAGGUUUCUUUUUGGUUUUGACACAUUUGUGGGGUGCAGGUACAGGGCUGUGAUCUAGCUCCCAUACCUGAGAACUGCUGUGGACGUUGGAGCUGGAAGGGGCCUUAGAGCUGAUCUGAUGCCCCCCUCUUUACCAAGAAAUAUUGCCCCACUGCUUGCUGGCUAGGACACGUUGGCACCCUGAGCAUCCAUUUGUUUAAAAGGAAACACAGAGCCUCAUUUGUAGCAUCAGCAUGUACAGAGUCGCGGGAGAAAAGAUGGCCAGAGAAAAGAGGAGCGUGGAGGCUGUUCUGCCAGAGAGGGAACGGCUGGAAAGCUAAAAUAACUUUGCCAUGUCCCCUCACAGGAGUUCUUCCCCCAGUCCACCCCAGGUGUGACUUCCAGUGCAGCCCUCUGCGCAUCGUGUCCUAGGCCUCUGUGAUUCGGCUGCCAUCUCUACCUGAGCCCUGCGGCCCCAGCCUUUGUCCAUCCCACUUUGUAUCCGUUCUCCUAGCACAGUGUCUGGGCUGUCCCAGGUGCUAGGAAACGUUUGGUAAACCACAGGGAGACGGGCCAAAUCCUGCUGACCAGAUCCUAGGAGUACGUAGUCUCCUACGUCCCCAGGCCACCUCAUCCCCAGCUUUGUCACUCAGAGCACCCCGAUAUUGAUCAUAAAGGAAUGAGCUGCUUCUGUCGGUUUGGUGCCUGGAGUUUAUUAGGUACUUACUGAUACCCGUCAAUUGUAGAUAGGGCUGAAGUGCGGGGAAAUGGCUGCCUGCAUGAAGCGAAAUUCAAUAAAACCGCAUUUUAAGUGAAAAAUCAGUAUAAACACCAGGCUUCUUUGCCAUGGAAACAGAGGUUGCUUAGAAACUGCCUAACGGGCGAGUUCUAAAUUUUUUAAGUCAAGUUAUCAUUUAAGCUACACGGCCCCACAGGUUAUUGAGAGAUAAUCACUCGCCUCAGGACACUCAAGAGGCACAAGGUACAGCUGAGUGCCUCCCAAAACUCUGGGGACCAGAUAAUCUCUUGAUAACUGCGCUCCCUGGAGCCACUGAUUUGGGCCUGGGGGAAGGAGAAAGAAAUUUUUGUUCAGGACUUAAAUGGCAUACAAGUAUAUAUUUUUAAGUGUGUCUCUUUGGGUUUGAAAAAAGAUGGCGCUGGCCCUUUGGCAUGUUCAGCAGCCAUCUCUGCCAUGUCUUGAGAUGUAUUAGGAACAUUUUGCAGGGAGUUUACCCCAGUCACUUCAAAGCAAGUCCUAUCCUUGUCUUGGCUUUUGAUUAUGCAGAAGGGCUUUUGAGGUCUUCAGCUUUUGGCUCCUCACUCCCUGGGAGCCCCUGUCCCCAGCUCAGGAUGGGUAGGAACUGGCUUUGGGAUGAACUGAUACCAGAGUUUGGAGCAAAGCUGGGCCACUGAGCAACUCAGACAAGACCCUGGGUCUCAGGUUCAGCUCCCAGGGGCACAAGGCAAACAAACGUCCAAGUGCAGGAUUUGUCUGUAUUUAGAGCUCAGCAGGUCACAUGUGUUUCGCCGAGCAAGAGCACAGCUACACCAGCCAGUGCCUGGUUGCAUGGCAUGGUAUUUGCUCCUCACCUCAGGCAUGCAGAGGACAAAGAAUAUUGCAUUUGUUUCUUCCUGAAAAUAAUGGACUCAAUUAGAAACCCAUUGGCUAAGACGUGAGACCCCCACGAAGUCAGUGUGAAGGAAAUUAUGAGUAAAACAAAGGCAAAUGUUUUGCCCUUUUCAGAAUGUCUCAGAAUUUUCCAUGGUGUGGUGCUGCUAAGGUUGGUAGUGAUAAUUAUUCCUUAAACACACUCUGGAAGGAACAGUGUUUUCAUUAUACACUUCAAAGUGUUUUCCUGCACCUCAUCUCCUUAGAGCCUCAGAACAAACCUGUGAGAAGGGCGGGAUGGGUGUGAUCAUCUUCCUUUGGAGAAAGAGGAAACAAGUUCACAGAGGCAAAAUAAUUUGCUCCGAGCCACAGAGAAGGGAGAAGGAACUUGUAUUGCUGCCUGCCAUUCUGGGGAGUCUACCUCUUUAAGAGCUAAGAAAUGAGACCCCAAAUAAUUCUUCCAUGAGUUUGGCUCUUGCUUAAUAAAAGAAGGUGAACUUUGCACACGUUUUCCUUUGCGUCCCAGUUAGCAUUUUAUUUAGAGAUCUCACAGGGCAAAGAGAGUGGCUUCCUUCCUGCUAAAGAAUACGUCUGCAUUUAGCAUGUUAAAAGGGACUCAGAAAAUGAACGUCGCCAUGUGUUUAUGCCAUGUAAGUCAGAGCAGAGUUGUGACUCAACAGGGCCGUGGCACCACUUUGCUGGGUAUUGUCCAGAUCAAAAUAUUCCUUGAAGCUGAGAGGGAGCCAUGCUGUAGCUUGAGAAAUUGUUCCAGUUCUUGAAAGGGUAAAAAUCCAAUGAAACCAUUUACAUUCUAACAGUCUUUGGCACUAGGGAAAACUGUCAACUGUGUCACGUGUAAAUAGAAAUGUGUUUCUCAUUUUUGGUGCAUUUUCUUAAUUUCCCUUGCCACUCUAAUUAUCAAAGAUAUUUUUGUUUUUAAACAAAAAUUGUCUCCUACGCACGCCCCAUCUCCUUUCUGCAGUGAAGUGGAAACGAUGAAUUAGAAUAUUCUAACCGCUUCUGUACCAACCACUGCUGAGGUUAUAAGCAAUGAUUAUCCUAAGUAAAAACAAAUUGUUUGGGCACAAAACAGGCCAGAAAAUUUUUCAAGUUGCCCCCCUUCCACCUGCCUCCCUUAUCUCCUUAGCAUGUCUAUUAAACCUAAGGAAGAAAACAAACCUGACUUCACCACAGUGAGACCCAAAUCCCCUGAGGGUACAGGCUUUUCAAAUCACUGAAAUUAAAAACCAGAAUUUAACCCCAUUUAGCAAGCAUUUUAGUUCCUAUUUAGUACCCCAACAGUCCAGGAGAGUCUAGGAAUGGUCAUCAAGAAUAAAAUGUGAUCCAUCAAAUAGAUCAAAGCUGUGAGUCAGUAGCUAGGGAUCCAUGAGCUAGAUGCUAUGUAGGACUGGAUCUGUGAGUUCUCAUUUAAAUCUGCAAAACCCUGAGUGAAAUAUA